Molecule: messenger RNA, 713 nt
Organism: Cloeon dipterum
Lineage: Eukaryota; Metazoa; Arthropoda; Insecta; Ephemeroptera; Baetidae
Gene: mRpS23
Product: mitochondrial ribosomal protein S23
Exons: 4
Coding region: 95-604 (169 amino acids)
Biological process (GO): translation
Cellular component (GO): mitochondrion; ribosome
Molecular function (GO): structural constituent of ribosome
Source: RefSeq, a predicted model, not a curated record
AGAAUGAAUGCUGCACAGUGAAAACGAUUCAUAAUUUUGUGAUCGCAUUAACAGUUCAGUUAUUAUUGUUAAUACGUAAAGCGUAACAUUUAUUAUGGCUAGCAGUCGUUUGGAAAGAGUUGGAACCAUUUACACCAGAGUGCGAGGCCUUCUGAAAGCUGGAGCCUUACGACCAGAAGACAAACCAAUCUGGUACGACAUCUACGAAGCUUUCCCACCUAAAAACUUAGCAUCUACUGAAUCCAACGAGCCCCUUCGUCAAAUAUUUUAUGCAGAAGAUGAAAUUCGAUCGAGGUACCACAAGGAGAAGGUGUCCACGGAAACAGUCAACUUGCAGGACACCCUUCGACCAACAAAGUGUCAGCAAUUCAUUUCUAAAUAUCAUGACAUAGAAAAAGAAAAUCGGGGAAAAGAAGCCGGUGAACUGUACAUGCUUGCUCUUGAGAGUAUCAAAAUGCAAGCUACGACCGACAUGAUCAAGGCUGAAGAAGUGACCUCGGGAGACACUUCGCUUGCAGCUUCUUUCAAAAAUGCUUUCAACACAAGUGACAAGAAAAAUCGGUCAAAAGUCAGAAUUGCUGACAUCAUAAAAGAUGCAGACUAGCGUUUUGUCAUUAUUUUUUAAGGCUAGAUCAAAAUUUUAGAUAUUCUAUCGACAUAGAGAAGUUGAAUGUAAUGGAGAAUAAAUAAUAAUUAUUGUUUUACAGAGAAAA